Microstroma glucosiphilum is the source of this 3167-nucleotide messenger RNA. RefSeq lists its product as hypothetical. The transcript is spliced from 4 exons. The record is from RefSeq and is a predicted model, not a curated record. Gene Ontology annotation, biological process: RNA processing. Lineage: Eukaryota; Fungi; Basidiomycota; Exobasidiomycetes; Microstromatales; Microstromataceae. Gene Ontology annotation, cellular component: ribonucleoprotein complex. Gene Ontology annotation, molecular function: RNA binding; protein binding. Bases 1 to 2979 code for a protein of 992 amino acids.
AUGAUCGGGUACGAGAGAGCUUCAAUACCUCGAAUCCCUACUCGUAGCCAGGUCAGAACAGCAGGUGUCGAGGGAGAGUGGGAGAGGCUCCUAGGAGAAGACGCAAUCAGAGAAGCAGUUCGCGAAGCCAAUACUCGAAUCGCUGGCGAGGUAAAUUGGAGCCAUCUGCUCUGGGAUCCUCUGCGAGACUUCGAACUCGCACAUCUCGCCAGGAACAAAAGCCGCGAGAAGGUUGAAAUUGUGAAGCAAAUCUUCGUUGCCAGGCUCCGCGUACCGCACAGAGCUCACGAAGCUACUGCUCAAGUCUUCUCGUCUUUCAUCUCGCAGAACAUGGCGGCUAGCGACUACGAAUCCACCAUGGCGUCUUUGCAAAAGCCUUACAGCAAUAUGAAGACUGCGUGGGCAUCAAUCGAGCGAUAUGAGGAUCAGAUACGAGCUAUGACAGAUCCCAAUACGAGUGAAAUCCACUGGUCGACGUGGAAGACCUACCUGCGGACUGCAGCAAGCUCGAAGAAUGCAGACCAGGACAGGGUAUCCGCUCUCUUCGAACGGUGUAUCGCGACGCUGGGCCUGCCGCCUAGUCUGCAAGAUCCACAGCUCGAGGAGCAUCCGCCGAUAGAAGCUUGGGAGGCCGAACACAGCAAGCAGAGAUACAAGCUGGGGAGGGAAGCAAGACAGGCGCUGGAGAAGACAGAAAGAGAUGCUCAAAGAGAAGCAUGCAGGAAGCGAGAGGAUGUGUGGUCCGACUACAUCUUCUUCCUGACGAUCAGCAAAGCGCCCGCUUCGCAGAUGCUCGAAGUUCUGGAGCGCGCUGUCCGGAUGCUGCCCGCAUCAGGUACGCUAUGGGCUGCCUACCUCCGUCACUCGGCCCGCCUGGGUCGCUCGGAGGCUCACGUCGUCGAGACCUUCACUCGAGCUCUGGAAGGGGGCGAAUGUGUCGCAGACGAUCUAGUCCGGCAACAGGAUGGGGUUGAAACGAAGGACCACAUGGUAGAGCUGCUAGUAGGAAGGGUAGACGCAGAAAGAGAAAGAGCCGCGAUAGCUCUAGGUACAGAGCAGGGAUGCACCAUCCCUCAAGCCCUUGCUCAGCUGCCCAAAGACUCGAAUGCAUUCUCUCAAGUCUACGCUCUGAUGAUGGCGACCCUCGAGAUGCCCGCUGAUCGACCGGCAGCUGCCUCGGACAAGCAAUUGAGAUUACAGAGGCUCGCAGCCGCCUGGGCUGAAGGGGGGAUGGAGGGCCUUGCAUCUUUGGGCGAAGCCAUCUGGGAGACGGCGUUGCGUCAGCAGCCUACAAACGGACUCGUCUGGCUAGAAUCUGCUGCUCUGCAAGCUCGACUCGGCAAUAUUCGGAAGGCUCGGUCAUUAUAUCGCCAAGGCUGCAGUCGCAAUGGUGUGACCGACAGGAGUCAGCUGAUGCAGCAGUGGAAGAACUUCGAGCAAGUGUACGGCGGCGCAGAAGAUGUGACUAGGCUCGAUGAGAAGCUGCGGAGAGAGAGGGACAGGCAGUGGGAAGAGUGGGCACAGUACGCGCAGCUGCAACAGGAGCAAUAUGCAGCCUACUCAAAUAAUGCCAUUGGCGGCAUGGAGAUUGACGGCGCAGAAGACGGCCAGCAGAGUCUCAAACGAGGUCAUGAAGACGAUGAGGGUGGCAGAGACACAGUUGCCGAAUCCACUGGAAGGAUCGCACAAGCAUUACAGCAACCGGAAGGAAGCACAAAGAAAGGCAAGACUACGGGGGACGACCAGCCUAGCAGAGAUCGAGAGAAUGCCUCGGUGCUUGUCUCUGGUAUGCCCAUUGACGCCACAGACGUCGAUCUUCAACGUCUUUUCAAAGAUUGUGGACCGAUCAGAGAAAUCAGUGGCCCCCUUGCUGUAGCAAGCACUGACCCGAGCCAGCCAUACUCGGCUGGGACUGUCGAAUUCAUGGAUAGAUCAUCGGUACCUGCAGCUAGGACCAAAGAUAAGAAGAGAAUGAGAGGGCAAGAAAUCAGCGUUUCGCUAGGAUGGGAAUGUACUCUGUAUGUCACCAAUUUCCCCGAGGAAAUGGACGAUGCGGCGAUGAAGGAGCUCUUUGGAAAAUACGGGCCCCUCUACGAGGUGCGCUGGCCGAGCAAGAAGUUUGACUCAUCGCGAAGAUUCUGCUAUGUCCAAUAUACCACACCGGUGGCUGCUCGAGAAGCACUAGUCCUUCACAAACAUCAGCUUGCCCCGACGUUGGCUUUGGAGGUCUACCUCACCGAUCCCAACCGUCGCAAGCAGCGUACGGAUGCAAACGCCAACGAUCGCGAAAUCUUUGUGUCUGCAAUUCACAAGUCUUGCCAGGAAGAGGACAUCAAGCCUCUCUUUGAAGCGCAGGGUACUGUUGCAGGGUUCAGAAUGCUCUUCACGCCAGAGGGAAAGGCUCAGGGCAAGGCAUUCGUAGACUUUGCCACGCCUCUGGAGGCUCAAAAGGCUAUCGCCGAACUGAAUGGCAAGCUUGUGAAGGGCAAGGCGAUCCGUGUGCAGCUAGUAGAUCCCGCAAAGGCCACCAAAGGCGGCGCUAGCAAUGGCACGGGCCCUCCUGGUUUCCAGGCUAGAGCCAUCAAGGUCUGCGGUCUGCCCCUCAACACACAAGAGGCGCUGAUUCAGCAAUUCUUCGAAAAGGUAGCGGGCGGUGUCGGCAAGGUGAAGAAGGUCGAAUGGACUGCAGGUGCAGAAGGCCGAGGCAAUGCGAUCGUGGAGCUUGAUGACCCCUCGACGGCUGGUCGAUUGACGAUGCUUGGUGAGGUCGAGUACGAUGCAUCUCACCGUCUCACGCUACUUUCUUUGGAGCGGACAGGCGCGGGCAGAGGUGGUCUAGGCUUCGUCAGACCUAGUGCGUCCUUAUCUCAACGUGGGGCUGAGAGCGCAGGCAGCCAAGCAAUGGAUGUGGACGCUGGAGCGCAGACUCAGCCAAAGGGACAGGAUGCAUUCCGCCAGAUGCUGAGCGAGAAGCGGUGAAGCUCUGCACGGGCAGUGCCUUACAUUCGAUCUUGCAUGUUGCAUUCCUGCAGAAAUAAAAUAAAUUUCAUGUGUGAUCAACUAUCAAAGCGGCACUGAUCUCAUGAUUAUUCAGCCUGAGUGUGGAUCCCCCGCUGAAGGGGGGAUGACGAUUUUCCCAGCUUCGGCACGCUCUGGCUGGGUUUGGU